This is a messenger RNA of Aureobasidium namibiae CBS 147.97, 2154 nucleotides long. RefSeq lists its product as uncharacterized. Gene Ontology annotation, cellular component: Golgi apparatus. Bases 1 to 2154 code for a protein of 717 amino acids. Gene Ontology annotation, biological process: N-glycan processing to lysosome; carbohydrate phosphorylation. Gene Ontology annotation, molecular function: UDP-N-acetylglucosamine-lysosomal-enzyme N-acetylglucosaminephosphotransferase activity. The record is from RefSeq and is a predicted model, not a curated record. NCBI's taxonomy places the organism in Eukaryota, Fungi, Ascomycota, Dothideomycetes, Dothideales, Saccotheciaceae. The transcript is spliced from 2 exons.
AUGUUCCAACCGACGUGGCUUCCAAGAAGGAGGCCACUGCUCCAUAAAGCGACCUUUGUUGCGAGCACUGUCUUUGCCUGGCUGCUUUUUGUUCACAUACAUUAUCUUUUCGCCAAACCAAGCACAUACACCCACUUGGACGAGACCCAAUUGCAAGUACAGGUCCAAGAGGAUGAGACGCAUCACAGUUUUCAAAGCAUCGAUCCAUGUCCGACAAGCCGCGAAGUUCUCAGCAUCAAGGCUUACGAGGCUAUGAGUGACGAGUGCGUGGAAGAAUGGGUUGCACAUCAUCAAUGGAGUUCCGCAUGCACGGGAACGAAUCUCAGCGAGGGACUCAAGGUGGACGGAGUAUGGGCAUGGGUCAAUGGCACCGACCCUCUACAGAUUGCCGCAAGAGAACAGUAUAAACCUGGCACAGCCAUGAAAAUGGACGCAGCUCACAGAUAUGUCGAACACAACGAGUUGCUAUAUUCUAUGCGCUCUGCAUUGACAUCUCUGGGCAACGAAAACAUGCAAAGGAUGCAUAUCCUGGCCAGUGCGUAUCGUCAUUCCAACGCCAGUGGUAAGAUGAUGACUGGACAAGUGCCUACCUGGCUUGAAAAGGCCAAGGCACUCACUGGCGAAAGUGCCGUCGUGCUGCACCAUGAUGCGGAUUAUUUCAAGCCCAUCGAAAGCCCUGGAACCAAUCUGUCAUCGGAAAAGACACAAGAAUGGAGAGAAGCUGUUCUGCCUACAUUCAACUCUUUAGCGGUAGAGGCACAAAUUCAGAACAUCGACCAUGUGUCCUCCGAUCAGCUUGUCUACUUCAACGACGACUUCUUCACACUACGGAAACUCGCCGUGUCCGACUUUACGACUCCUCUCUAUGGUCCGGUCAUCAAAACACUAACAAGAUUCACGAGCAUGUAUCUGCCCGCGAAGAAGACCAUCUGGCGUACUUUCAACCCUGCUGGCGAGGAGCCUGGCAUUAAGCGUGCUGCUUGGGUCCUUGGAAUGCGCUUCUCAAUGCGCCCGUACUACUACAUUACCCAUCAUCCCAGGACUCUCUGGCUUCCUCUACUCCGAGAAGCUGCCCAGACCUUUCCCGAAGCCUUCACUAAUACACCGCUGUCACGAUUCCGUGCACAAGAUGAUGUUCCGGCUUCCAUUCAGGCCGUUUUCUUAGGGUCGUGGUACGUUGUGGAGCGUCACCGCGAAGCAUUACUUUGGUCCUGGGUAGUCGCAAAAUGGGGAGGGACUAGCGGAGAACUUUCCACUAUGACCAAGGAUGAUAUGUGGGAGGAACUGGCUGGAGGGACGGCGUCAUCGAAGUCUCUUCUGCACAUCAGUGUGCCUGUCCGGGCUCCGAUUUUGGAUACAGAAGUGUUCAAAAAGGCGAACAUCAGUCUACCCACUUCGACCGAAUAUUCCUUCUCGAGUAAGGACGGAUAUGCACUUUCAUAUGUUGACUCAAUGUGGCCGUGGAAUCGGCCCAGACAUGGCUACCCAGACCUUACGAGCGGUCUUAUGGGAAACACAUCGUCGCAACUCACGCAGGAUCCCAACUUCGUCGCAGCCAACGCAUGCGUCAUCAAUCGUUUAACCUGUUUUGGCGUAUCCCAAGAGAAUGAAACUGCAAACGACUUCUUCAAGCGCAUAGCUUUCGAGAAUCCCAGAUGUGGAGACUGCAUUGUUACCGCCUUGAUUGGUGCGAGUGGGGUAUCUGGUAUCGACAAGUUCCUGCCGGACCACCUUGCUGGAGCAGAUUCAGCGAGUUAUUCAGACACUCUCACUAGUCCGCCACACUUACCCUUGACCUCUAACUGGACGACGACUGACUUCUCGAUGCCUGAUGCCAUACCAAAAGGCUCUCUACCAGCAAACAUGACGCUUCGGACCUGGUGCAUCCGGCUCAUCCAAAGAUAUUCGUACGUCCUUGGAUCGGUGGAAAGUGAUCUCUACAAGGUAGAAAGAGCUGGUGAUCUUGAGGUCAAGAUGAGCGAGAUUGAGCUCAAGGUACAAGAGGAUGGGUGGGCUAGGGGACCACUGACAUUCUUGUGUUUGAAUGACGAUAUCAAGGAUACUGGCAAACUUCGGAACCGCAUUGAUGAGCUACUGGUGAGCUUUUUCGAGAAAAUGUGGCCGGAUAGGAUGAAUUUUGAGAAAGAAGACUAG